This is a messenger RNA of Pseudogymnoascus destructans, 1310 nucleotides long. RefSeq names its product Ribosome-interacting GTPase 2 (gene RBG2). Gene Ontology annotation, molecular function: GTP binding; GTPase activity. The transcript has 6 exons. Gene Ontology annotation, cellular component: cytoplasm. The record is from RefSeq and is a predicted model, not a curated record. NCBI's taxonomy places the organism in Eukaryota, Fungi, Ascomycota, Leotiomycetes, Thelebolales, Thelebolaceae. The coding region runs from base 71 to 1186 and encodes 371 amino acids. Gene Ontology annotation, biological process: cytoplasmic translation.
AACCCCAACAAAAGGGUAGAAGUUACUUUAUCAGGUUGGUUCUUACGGCAAAGAGCCGUAGUUUUCAACCAUGGUGAACAUUACGGAUAAGAUCAAGGAUAUCGAGGAGGAGAUGAGAAAGACCCAAAAAAAUAAAGCCACAGAAUAUCAUUUGGGUUUACUGAAGGGAAAGCUUGCUCGUCUUAGGGCUCAACUUCUCGAGCCUGGACCAGGUGCUGGCGGUCCAGGUGGUGCGGGAUUCGACGUUCAAAAGAGUGGCGAUGCACGCAUUGCCCUCGUUGGCUUCCCCUCCGUCGGAAAGUCUACAUUCUUAUCCAAGAUCACAAAGACGAAGUCCGAAGUGGCAGCAUACUCUUUCACAACCUUGACGGCUAUUCCCGGAGUGUUGGAGUAUGGCGGUGCGGAAAUCCAGAUCCUCGAUUUACCCGGUAUCAUUGAGGGCGCUUCCGAAGGCAAGGGAAGAGGAAGACAGGUUAUUUCUGCUGCGAAGACGUCGGAUCUGAUUCUGAUGAUCUUGGACGCGACGAAGAAACAUGAACAGAGAGAGUUAUUAGAGGCUGAAUUAUAUGCGGUUGGGAUCAGACUGAACUGUUCGCCGCCCAACAUCUACCUCAAGCUAAAGAAGGCAGGUGGCAUGAAAAUCUCCUUCGCCUCGCCGCCCAAAAAAGUGGACGAGAAGAUGCUCUACAACAUCCUCCGCGACUACAAGAUGCUCAACUGCGAAGUCCUCGUCCGCGACGAAAACAUCACCGUCGACGACUUCAUCGACGUCAUCCUCGCCGACCACCGCACCUACAUCAACUGCCUCUACGUCUACAACAAGAUCGACGCCGUCUCCCUCGACUUCCUCGACUCGCUCGCCCGCGAGCCCCAGACCGUCGUCAUGUCCUGCGAGCUCGACAUGGGUAUCACGGACGUGGUGGACCGGUGCUGGAAGGAUCUGCGUCUGCUGCGCAUCUAUACUAAGCGCAAGGGUAUUGAUCCGGACUUCUCAGAGGCGCUGAUUGUGCGCCAGAAAUCGUCGAUUGAGGAUGUUUGUGAUCAGAUUCAUAGGAGUUUGAAGGAUACGUUUAAGUAUGCGCUUGUGUGGGGUGCGAGCGCGAGGCAUAUUCCGCAGCGUGUUGGGCUGAGCCAUUUGGUUGCGGAUGAGGAUGUGGUUAGUAUCAUAAGCAGCUUCAAGGCCUAAGGGAUGUAUGAAGUUGUGAGGGGUGUUCUUCGUCCGGUCAAGUAUGCAACCAUGUCUACAGGCAAGAAUCACCAUUAUGUUCACGAGAUGACAAACAAUGAAAGAAAGAACUGUUAUAGAAGGG